This is a messenger RNA of Bipolaris maydis ATCC 48331, 966 nucleotides long. RefSeq lists its product as uncharacterized. NCBI's taxonomy places the organism in Eukaryota, Fungi, Ascomycota, Dothideomycetes, Pleosporales, Pleosporaceae. The record is from RefSeq and is a predicted model, not a curated record.
AUGACUUCGAAGAUCUUUUUGAACAAGAUCGCACUUGUUGGUGCCAAUGGCAAUAUUGGCUCACACAUCCUGUCAGCCCUGCAAGCCAAGGACCGAUUUCAGAUCACCGCCAUUAGUCGUGUGCAAUCCAAAGCUACAUUUCCAAGUGACAUUAGUGUUGCACGUGUCAACUAUGCUGAACCAGAGACUCUGGUCAACGCCUUGAAAGGACAAGAUGCUCUCAUAAUCACCAUGAGCGUCUUCGCACACAAUGCGCAAGAACAGCUCAUCCGUGCGGCAGCGCAAGCUGGGGUACCAUGGAUUCUGCCAAACGAGUUUGGCAUGUUCAAUACAGAAGACAUUCAGAAUGAAAUAAUAGGAUCUGGGAAGCAGAGAGAUCGCGCUCUAAUCGAGAAACUUGGUGUCUCAUCCUGGAUCGGCAUGACCAGCGGGUUUUGGUACGAAUAUUCGCUCAGUGGUGGGCAAUACGGUAUCGAUCUCAAUAAGCGAGAAGUGGUGUUCUUUGAUGACGGAAAUCAGCGUCUGAACACUACAACGUGGCCUCAGACUGGGCUUGCUGUAGCGAAUUUGCUAUCGCUGCCUCUAUCAUCUUCUAAUGGGAAAGGCCCAACAUUAGAGCAAUAUCGCAACCGCAUGCUAUUCUUUUCUUCAUUCACACUCAAUCAACGCGAGAUGUUUGAAGCGGCGCAAAAGGCUACCGGAACCACGGAGAAGGAUUGGAAGAUAUCUUCCGAGCCAGCCAAGGAGCGGCUGAUGAAGGCAAGGCAGAGACUGAUGUCAGGAGAUCGUAGUUCGUUUGCAACGGUUUUGUACACGCGAUACUUCAUCGACGAUGCUGGCCUGUACGAGAAAAACCACGGCCUAAAUAAUGAUGAGUUGAGUUUGCCCAAGGAGGAUCUGGUCGAGGCUACGAAAAGGGCUGUGGAGUUGGCCAAGACUGACUUUUGGGACAAGAUGUACAAGUAG